CGCUGUCACCGCCACGGCCUCCCCCGCCCGGCGCCAUGGCCGCUGCGGCCGGGGACGGCGCGGUGAAGCCGCUGCAGGGCGCCAUGAAGCUGGCCAACGGGGCCAUCGAGCUGGACACCGGCAACCGGCCUCGGGAGGCGUACGUGGAGUACCUGAGGAGCAUCCACUACAUCUCGCAGGUGCUGCUGGAAGAAGCGGAAACCACCCCAGAAGGUGGAGACACUCUGGCCCCAGACACCUCAAAGAUGCUGAAACUGGCUGAGCAGUGUCUGGAGAGGGCCCAGUCAACAGCUGCCCAGCUCGGGAAAACACACCUGAAGCCAGCUGUGCCCGUGGCUGCUCCGGGCACCUCAUCCACCAGUCGACAUCGCCGGGUGUACUCGGAUGAAGGGGGGAAACUAUCUCCAUUUCUGCCGCCCGAGAUCUUCCAGAAGCUGCAGGUGGUAGAGUCACAAGGUUCUAAGAAGGAGCUGACCCCUCUGGAGGAGGCGUCUCUGCAGAACCAGAAGCUGAAGGCCGCCUACGAGGCACGGAUGGCCCGUCUGGACCCCAGCCAGGCCGUGCAGAAGACCUCCCUGACCUUGUCCCUGCAACGACAGAUGCUGGAGAACCUUGUGAUCGCCAAAGCCCGGGAGGAGACACUGCACAGGAAGAUGGAGGAGCGCCGGCUACGGCUCCAGGAGGCAGCCAACAGGAGGUUCUGCAGUCAAGUCGCCCUGACCCCAGAGGAGCGGGAGCAGCGGGCCCUCUAUGCCGCCAUCCUCGAGUACGAGCAAGACCACGACUGGCCGAAGCACUGGAAGGCCCGGCUCAAGAAAAGCCCCGGGGACCUGUCGCUCGUGACCAGCCUGGUCUCCCACCUGCUCAGCAUCCCCGACCACCCCAUCUCGCAGCUCCUGAAGAAGCUCCAGUGUGCGGUGUACCAGACGCUGUACCCCCUCGUCAGCAGGGCCGCUGUGGGCGCCGCCCCCACCCCCAGCUGCUGCUCUCUGCCCCCGGAUGCUGACGGGCUGCUGGCCCCUGGAAGCCGGCGACUCCGGCCCUCGCACAGCCUCUACUGCAUGCUCUCCCCCGCGGAGCCCAGCCCGGCCCCGCAGCCGCCGGAGGGAACCCACGCCCGUCCCCCCGUGCCCCCUCCUCACGCCGGCGCCCCAGACCGAGGGCCGGACAGCAGCCCCGCGGGACCCUCCUCGCCCCUGGCUCACAGCUGGACCGGUGUGCAGGGCAAAGACAGCUCCUUUGAGGACCUCGAACACUUCUUGGCUACUUCUGAGGGGUGGGGCCGGGGGCGAGGGUGGCCCCCUGAGCCCCAGACGAUGGGCGUGAAGAAGGAGCCGCUGCAGGAGCAGCUGGAGAGCACCGUGAAGGACAUACACGGCGCCAUCGACAGGCUGCUCUCGCUGACCCUCCUGGCUUUCGAAGGCCUGAACGCAACCGCCUCCAAGGACCGAUGCCUGGCCUGCAUCGAGGAGCCCUUCUUCUCUCCACUCUGGCCCCUGCUGCUGGCGCUCUACAGGAGCGUGCACCGCCUCCGGGAGGCCGCCCUGAGCAGGAGCAUGGAACUCUACAGGAACGCGUCCCCCGCCGCCGUGGGCGUUCCCAGGAAGCUCCUGCCCCGGGACCUGGAGGCCUCGGGCGCCGGUGCUUACCCCUACUGCGCGGCGGCCCGAGAGCUGGGCCUGCUGGUCCUGGAGAGCUGUCCGCAGAAGAAGCUGGAGUGCAUCGUGCGCGUGCUCCGGGUCAUCUGCGCCUGCGCCGAGGAUUACUGCCGCGCCCAGGAGGCCGCCCCGGAGGCCAGACCCCUACUGGGUGCCACGGCCAUUGGUGCCGAUGACCUGCUGCCUAUCUUGUCCUUUGUGGUGCUGAGAAGUGGCCUCCCCCAGUUGGUGUCGGAGUGCGCAGCCCUGGAGGAGUUCAUCCAUGAGGGGUACCUGAUCGGAGAGGAGGGCUACUGCCUGACCUCACUGCAGAGUGCCCUGAACUACGUGGAGCUGCUGCCCCGAGGGGCUCUGGGCAAGUAGAGGAGGACACGACCCGCUGAGGACCGUCCAGGAGUCACCCGCUCUUGGGGGGCAGUAGGCCAGCUGUGCCGGGGCUCUGCUGCUCUCACACCUGCCCUAACCUGACAUCUGUCCCCAGGGACCUGAUGAGACCCCUCUGUUCCUCAGAGGACAGAGCUGAGCUCAACCAGCUCCUAGGAAGUAGGCCUGAGAGGCUCCAUGCUGGAGCGGCAAACACUGGACUCCCCUGGGACCCACACAGCCCCACAUCUCCAUGGUCGGGAGGGGACCCUGGGCCUGGCAGAGGGCAGGUGUGGUUCUCUCCUUCCCGUUCCCUGUGACAGUGAGCUUCCAGCACCGGUGUCUGGUUAGGGUCAAGAAGAGGACCUGUCCCCACCCCUGCCUCCCACCCAUGGGACCCAGGUGGUUUGCAACCAUACUAUUUACUCCUGGGCACGGAUCACUCCAUUCUGCCCUGGAGCCCAGGGACGCCCAGGGCUCCCACCUGUGUCUGGGGCCUCUGAGCUGCUCCAGCCCUUGGUGUGGUAAGCACUGGACUUGCGGGGACCCUUGGCCACUUCCCAUCCCUGCAUGUCCCCUCCUGGGCCAGUGUGAACCCAGGGUCAGUGCCUGUCUGUAGCCCAGUGUCCACUCUGUCACAUGCCCCAGGAAGCCACUGACACCGCUAACAAUAAAGAGGUCACUGGUAUCUUAA
Molecule: messenger RNA, 2715 nt
Organism: Mustela erminea (ermine)
Lineage: Eukaryota; Metazoa; Chordata; Mammalia; Carnivora; Mustelidae
Gene: VPS9D1
Product: VPS9 domain containing 1
Exons: 15
Coding region: 36-2021 (661 amino acids)
Biological process (GO): vesicle-mediated transport
Cellular component (GO): cytosol; endocytic vesicle
Molecular function (GO): small GTPase binding; guanyl-nucleotide exchange factor activity
Source: RefSeq, a predicted model, not a curated record